AUGCCUGCUCAGUUUGAAAGCGUUAACAAUCCUAUGAGCCGGGAGUCCGUGAUCAGAAAUGGAGUACCGUAUUCCGUCGAUAGCGACGUUGUCAUUACGGGCAUAUCAGGUCGUCUGCCCGAGUCGUCCAAUAUCGAAGAAUUUAAGGAGAAUCUGAUGAAAGAAAUAGACAUGGUCACUGAUGACGAGCGCCGUUGGUCAGCGGGCAUUCAUGGGCUACCGAUCAGAUCUGCCAAGAUUAAGGACCUCAGUAGCUUUGACGCCACUUUUUUUGGGAUACAUCCCAAACAGGCACAUCCAAUGGACCCACAGCUUCGCAUGCUGUUAGAAGUCACAUAUGAGGCGAUAGUUGACGCUGGCGUCAAUCCCUCGACCGUAAGAGGAUCGCGUACCGGUGUGUUCAUCGGUGUCUCUUUGUCGGAAACAGAUGAAUAUUGGAUGAAAGAUUUAGAAGCUAUAAACGGAUACGGAUUGCUCGGAUGUUCCAAAGCGAUGUUAGCCAACAGAGUCUCCUUCUCAUUUGAUUUUACUGGACCUAGUUACGCGAUAGACACGGCUUGUUCCUCGACCAUGUACAGCGUGCAUCAGGCAGUCAGUGCAAUGCGCGCCGGCGAGUGCGAUGCUGCAAUCGUCGGUGGAAUGAAUCUCGUAUUAAGACCGGCUGUCUCACUUCAAUUUCACAGACUGAAUAUGCUGUCUCAAGACGGCAAGUGCAAAGCAUUCGACGCUUCAGGUGACGGUUACGUGAGGGCCGAGGCGGUAGUGGCGAUAUACUUGCAGAAAGCGAAGGAUGCGCGCAGAGUGUACGCCACGGUGAUUCACACGAAAACAAAUACCGACGGAUACAAACCUCAGGGUAUCACGUAUCCAAAUGGUGAUAUGCAGAAUCAAUUGUUGCGCGAGAUUUACAACGAGGCAGGGAUUAACCCCGCGGAUGUGAGUUACGUGGAGGCUCAUGGUACCGGUACCAAAGUAGGUGAUCCAGAGGAGAUAAAUUCUAUCGAAAAACUGUUUUGCAAAGGGAGAAAGACUCCCUUACUAAUUGGAUCGAUCAAAUCCAACAUGGGUCACUCAGAACCAGCCAGUGGAUUAUGCUCAAUUGCCAAAGUAUUGAUCGCCAUGGAAACAGGCGUGAUACCCGCGAAUUUGCAUUUUAAUACACCAAAUCCGACUAUUCCUGCCUUAAUCGAGGGACGCAUUCGAGUGGUUGACAAGGCCACACCAUGGAACGGUGGUCUCGUGGGUAUCAAUUCGUUCGGCUUCGGCGGCGCAAACGCGCAUGUCAUUCUCCGCAGCAAUCCAAAACCAAAAUUAUCACCACUACUGAACGUAACCGAACUUUUGCCGAAAUUGGUUGCUGUGUCAGGUCGAACGGAAGAAGCUGUGCACACUUUAUUGGAUAAAGCAAAAGAACAUUGUAAAGACGACGAGUUUCUUUCACUGUUACACAUAAUGCACAAUAACGAUAUUCCCGGCCACCAAAUUCGUGGCUACGAAAUACUUGGCGUCGAUGGUAGUCGUGAAACAGCUGAAAUGGGUUACAAAGAGAGGCGGCCCAUUUGGUUCAUAUUUUCCGGCAUGGGUACGCAAUGGCCGGGCAUGGCUCGUCAAUUGUUUAGCAUUGAAACUUUUCAACGUAGUUUGCGACGAUGCGCGGAUGCAUUAGCGCCCCACAGCAUUGACCUAAUGAGUAUCAUCAUGAACGCCACGGACGAAACGUUUGAAAACGUAAUACAUUCUUUCGUCACUAUCGCCGCUAUGCAAGUCGCCAUCGUAGACAUUUUAACAUUGCUAGGUAUAUCACCGGAUGGUAUAAUUGGACACUCCGUUGGAGAAUUGGGCUGCGCUUAUGCUGACGGUGCGUUUACACCGGAGCAAACUGUUUUAGCGGCUUACUGUAGAGGCAAAGCAAUUAUGGACUCCAAGUUAGAACCAGGUGCUAUGGCAGCAGUUGGUUUGAGCUGGGAAGAAGCCAGAAAAAUGUGUCCGUCCGAUAUCACUCCAGCUUGUCACAACUCCGCGGACUCGGUCACUAUCUCUGGUCCAGUUGCGUCUGUGCAAAAAUUCAUAGAAACCCUAAAAAGCAAAGAUAUCUUUGCCAAGAUGGUAAAAAGUUCCGGUUUUGCCUUCCACAGUAAAUACAUUGCCUCGGCCGGACCUAAGUUACGUGCUUCGCUCGAUAAAAUCAUUCUAAAUCCGAAGCAGAGAUCGGCCAAAUGGAUUUCCAGUUCCAUACCUGAGGCUGCAUGGGGCAGUCCACUCGCGCAGUUUAGUUCGUCCGCGUAUCACGUAAACAAUUUACUGUCUCCUGUGCUCUUUCAGGAGGCAAUCGCGUACAUCCCAGAGAAUGCGAUAACAAUCGAGAUCGCACCACAUUGUUUGCUACAGGCCAUCUUACGCAGAUCGUUACCAUCAACGGUGACCAAUAUCAGUCUUCACAAACGAGAUCAUUCGGACAACUUGGCCUUCCUGUUGUCUAACGUGGGUAAGCUUUAUAUGGCUGGUGCGCAACCUGACAUCUUUAAGUUGUACCCACCAAUGAGUUUUCCGGUCGGUCGUGGGACACCUAUGAUCGGACCCCUAGUGAAGUGGGAUCAUUCCGCUACGUGGGAUGUGGCUACUUUCAACCAAACAUCAAACUCGGGAGAAUGUACCAUUAAAAUCGAUCUUUCGAAAGAAACAGACGCGUAUAUAGCGGGACACCAGAUAGACGGACGAGUUCUUUUCCCAGCCACUGGCUACAUUCUGUUAGUGUGGAAAACUUUGGCAAAACUGCGCGGCAUCGAUUUUGAGCGAUUACCGGUGGUGUUUGAGAACGUGCGAUUUCAGCGAGCCACUAUCAUGCCGAAGGAAGGAACAGUGAAAUUCUCAAUAACCAUUUUCGAGGGAACAGGCGAUUUUGAAAUCUGUGAGGCUGGCACAGUCGUCGUCAACGGAAAUGUUCGCGUGUCCAAGGCUAUCGAAAAAGAUCAACUCAACCUGCCGCCACUAUCGAUUUCGCCUAUCGAUAAGGAGAUUUUGCCAUUAAAUACCAAAGACAUUUAUAAGGAAUUGAAACUGCGUGGAUAUGAGUAUCGCGAUAUCUUCCAGGGAAUCAAAUCUUGCGAUAACUAUGGCAUUGCCGGUCAAUUGUAUUGGUUCAAUCAAUGGAUUCCGUAUAUAGAUACUAUGCUUCAAUUUAGCAUAUUGUCCACCAACAAUAAAUUAAUGUAUCUACCAACGCGUCUCCAAUAUGCUGCAAUCGACCCUGAACAUCAUAAACGACUGGUGGAAGAAUUACCAGAAGAUGGCGGAGUGCCGGUGUAUCAUUAUAAAAACAUCAAUGUCGUUAAAUCAGGUGGUAUCGAGCUCAGAGGAUUGAAAUCUUCCUUGGCGCCUCGACGCCAGCAGACUCAAGCCGAUCCUAAAUACGAACGGUACACUUUCGUGCCCUAUGAAAAUUCACACAGUCUGGUAGAAGAUCCAAUGAGAGGAAAAAUACAAGCGCUCACUGUCCUCUUGCAAAUCAUGUGUGAGAACAUAAUGGUAUUGAAAUUGAAGACCCUGGAAGUUGCGGGCGAACGAGCUGCGGAAAGUCUCUUGGCGCCGCUUAUAUUUAACAUUUUUAAUGAUGAACUGGGUUCACCUGUCAUUGAUUUACAAGUGAUCGCAAUUUCUGCCGACAAUUACACAGCGAGUUUGAAUCAAAUGAAUAUAAGCGCUGACAUUGUAACACGAGAUGUGAAGAACGAACCUCCCGCUAAGAAUGUGCAUCUCGUCAUAGCGGCUGAUGUUUUGUCCAAUCAAUCUUAUAUCGUUCUCAAAAACUUGGUAGCUGCCUUAAAACCUGGUUGUUUCAUUCUUUUGGAGGAGACUGCCACACAACUAGAUUUGAAGGCCGCGUUAAAAGAAACUGAUUUAACGUUAGUCGGAAAACAAACCGAUCCUGUAGGAAAAACUUACUUGUUACUGAAGAAGCAGGAAAAGAGGAAAGAACCGACGAUAAUACAAAUUACAGAGAAAAAUCUCUCGUGGUUGGAAGAUGUAAAAGCAGCACUGAAGAAAUCUGAUAGCGAAAGUCAGGAAGUGCUCCUUGUAUCUCAGGGCGAAGAAACGCUUGGCUUAGUCGGACUCAUGACUUGCACACGACGCGAGGUAGGCGGUGCAAAUGCGCGCUACGUCUUCAUCCAGGAUAAAAACGCUCCUAAGUUUGAUUUAUCCGUGCGGUUUUACGUAGAACAAUUAGAUAAAGGAUUGAUGGCCAAUGUGCUAAAAGAAGGACAAUGGGGCAGUUAUCGACAUUUGCCAUUAGAUCAACAGAGCAAUGUAUCUUCUCUGCAGGUGGAGCACGCCUAUGUAAACACACUGACGAGAGGAGAUCUCAGCAGCUUAAGAUGGAUCGAAGGCCCGUUAACUUACUAUCGACCUGAAAAUUUUCCCAAUAUGACACUUUGCAAUGUGUACUAUGCUCCAUUAAACUUUAGGGAUAUCAUGUUGGCGAGUGGCAAACUACCACCAGACGCCCUGCCACGGAAUAUGGCUACGGAAGAGUGUAUAUUGGGACUUGAAUUUUCGGGGAGAGAUGUUGAUGGUCGUCGCGUGAUGGGUAUAGUUGAAGCUAAAGGAUUGGCGACUACUGUGGUAGCGGAUCUUGAUUUUCUUUGGGAGGUACCCGACAAGUGGACCUUAGAACAGGCAGCAACGAUACCCGUCGCUUAUGCAACUAGUUACUAUGCUCUGUUUAUACGAGGUCAAUUGAAAGCGGGCGAAAGUGUGUUAAUCCAUGCUGGUACAGGCGGUGUCGGUCAAGCAGCGAUCGCCAUUGCUCUACAUGCUGGUUGUACCGUUUUUACUACUGUCGGCACGCCGGAAAAAAGAGAAUAUCUUAAGAAAGUCUUCCCCCAGUUGAACGAUAGACACAUCGGUAAUUCUCGAGAUACGAGUUUCGAACAGCUGAUACAUGUUGAGACGCAGGGGCAUGGAGUCGACGUCGUACUGAACUCACUAGCAGAGGAGAAAUUGCAAGCCGGCAUUCGAUGCCUCGCAUACGGAGGCCGUUUCCUUGAAAUCGGCAAGUAUGAUUUGUCGAAUGACAACCGCAUAGGAAUGUCAAUGUUUUUGAAGAAUACAUCUUUCCAUGGUAUACUAUUGGAUGCGUUAUUCGGAGAAGACAGUGUGGAAAAGAAGCAACUAAUAAAACUUGUUUCGGAGGGAAUCAAGAAUGGCGCGGUACGUCCGCUCCAAUCAACUGUCUUUUCAGAACAACAGCUCGAACAAGGAUUCAGAUUCAUGGCGGCGGGUAAACACAUCGGCAAAGUACUAUUGAAGAUUCGUGAUGAAGAACCGAAGAAGCGCGUAUUAUCAACGCCAAAGACAGUGGCUGCGAUUCCACGUACUUACAUAAAUCCGGAAAAAUCGUACAUCCUGGUCGGUGGUCUCGGUGGAUUUGGUCUAGAACUGGCUGAUUGGAUGAUCGCCCGCGGCGCCAAAUUCAUCGUUCUUGUAUCACGCUCAGGUAUUCGCACUGGUUACCAAGCAUUGUGCGUGCGUCGCUGGCGCGAACGCGGCGUAAAAGUCGUUAUCUUCACAAUGGAUGUUACAACAUUACCGGGUGCCGAACGCUUGAUUCAAGAAAGCAAUCGACUGGCUCCAAUAGGCGGUAUAUUCAAUCUAGCAGCUGUUCUACGUGAUGCUCUUAUCGAAAAUCUGGAAGAGGCCGAUUUCAAAACGGUCAUUUUGCCAAAAGUCGACGCUACAAGAAAUUUAGAUGUGAUAUCAAGGAAACUAUGUCCAUCGCUAGAUUACUUUGUGGUGUUUUCAUCCGUAUCAAGCGGUCGCGGAAAUAUAGGUCAAACUAAUUACGGUUUCGCUAAUUCGUCUAUGGAGAGAAUGAUGGAAGAGAGGCAAGCUAAUGGUUUACCCGGUCUCGCCAUUCAAUGGGGUGCCAUCGGAGACGUUGGCUUAAUUAUAGAAAUGAUGGGAGGUAACGACACCGAAGUAGGCGGUACUAUACCACAACACAUGUCGAGUUGUCUCACGACGAUGGAUAUAUUCCUACAACAACCGCACCCAGUGUUGGCUUCUUCAGUGUUAGCUGAAAAAUAUAAACUCGACGAUAGCAACAAGGCCGAUCUCGUCGCAACUGUUGCCAAUAUCUUGGGCAUUAAAGAUAUUAGUUCGAUUAAUCCCAUUAAUACCUUGGCCGACUUGGGUAUGGAUUCGCUAAUGGGCACAGAAAUUAAACAGACUCUCGAGAGGAAUUACGACAUCGUGUUAUCGGCUCAAGAGGUCCGUGCCUUAACCGUCGUCAAACUGCAAGAAUUAUCUUCGACAAGUAGUGAGACAGUGAAAGAACAGAAACCUCUCGUUGCGAAUGCGGCAACUGCUGAGAACUCAGAUGAGUCACUCAACAUGUUGCUGAUGCAAUGGCCUGAUAAUGAGGCACUGCCUAAAGAAGCUCUCGUUCGCUUGAAAACAAAGAACUCCAACGGACCGACGUUAUUCAUUGUUCACGGUAUCGAGGGUUUCGUUAAAUCUCUAGAAUAUGUAGCCAGCGAACUCGACAGACCAUUUUGGGGUCUACAGAGCGUUGUGCAGGCACCUCACGAAACGUUAUCGGAUUUGGCUGAGUUUUACGUAAAUGCCAUUAGAAAAGUUCAAAAAAAAGGACCAUACCACUUGGCAGCAUAUUCAUUUGGAACUUGCGUCGCAAUCGAGAUGACUUCGCAAUUGGAAACCGCUGGAGAAAAGGUGAUUCUGACUCUAAUUGAUGGUUCACCGAAAUUUGUGCAACAACAAUGUGCUAUGAUUGGCAAAAUGGACGAGUUGAAAAAUACUACUUCUGAUGGUUGUAUGAAAGCGCUGGCAUAUUUCAGUUUACAAUUUAACAAAAAACUCAAUUAUACUCAAGCGUAUAAUAUUCUGAAGCAGAGUAAAUCGGAUAUAGAGAUGUUUGACAAGAUGACAGAAAUGAUAGGCAAUACGUCGUUUGCACAAGAAGAUCUAAAAAUUGCCGGAUAUCUUUUAUUUAAAAAAUUAGCGGCUAGUGUAAUCUAUAAUCCAAAUAAAAAGAUCGAAGCACCAGUCACACUGAUUAAGGCUACAGAAACUUUCCUAAAUCUAAAAAAGGAUUAUGGUUUAUCAGAUAUUUGUAUUCAACCCGUAAGAAUAGAAGAGGUACCUGGAAAUCACAGAACGAUUUUGUUGGGAGAAAGUGCAAGGAAGAUUGCAAAUUUUUUGCGAGUGAAAGAGUAACUUGCAAAACAUUCGUAUUUUAGUUUUAUUCUAUUUGAACAUAAUUAUGAUACAACCAAUAUUUGUCAAUAAUAUAGAGAAAUUACAGAAAUAUUAUCUCUGUGUGUGUGUGUGUGUGUGUGUGUGUGUGUGUGUGUGUUUUUGUUUGUAAAAUGGUUCCCAAAAUGAGUAAAAAACUAUAUAUAUUGAUUAUUUAAUUUGUAUUUGUAGAGAAAGAUAUAACAUUACUAUUUAUUUAUAUUAAUAAUUAUACUCUGUAUAUAUUAAAAAACUUAAAAUUGACUUUUAUUACUUUCUUCCUUUUAAUGAAAAAAAUACAAUAGUUUUAAGAUACUUUAGUUUUAAACGAGCUGAUCUCGUUAGCGUUCUAUAUAAGUAAAUAAUAAUAUUAUCGUUCUAUAUAAGUAAAUAAAGUAUAUAAAUUUAUCAGGAUAAA
This is a messenger RNA of Monomorium pharaonis (pharaoh ant), 7669 nucleotides long. It is a transcript of the gene FASN1, whose product is annotated as fatty acid synthase. The record is from RefSeq and is a predicted model, not a curated record. The coding region runs from base 1 to 7233 and encodes 2410 amino acids. NCBI's taxonomy places the organism in Eukaryota, Metazoa, Arthropoda, Insecta, Hymenoptera, Formicidae. The transcript has 9 exons. Gene Ontology annotation, molecular function: fatty acid synthase activity; oxidoreductase activity; phosphopantetheine binding. Gene Ontology annotation, biological process: fatty acid biosynthetic process.